CGGUGGGGAGGAGAGAGGGGCUCGGGGUCGGAGCGCGCCCGCCUGAGGAGAGGUGUCCAUCUCAUGGACUCAGCAGCCCGGGAGGUCGCGCCACGGCCCCUUCCCCCUCCACGAGAAAGUUCCCCUCCCCACAAGCCCCCGGAGCUGGGGGGCAGAUCCACCCCGCUUGCUGGGGCUGGAACUGAGGUUCUGGGUGAAUAAUGGACGCUGCACAAACAGGUAAUAACGCUGCUCCUGCGGCGGGGGAGACGCAUCCUUAUUAAUAUUUAUUAAACCCGCGGCCUGUCAUUCAAGAGCCUCAUAAAUAUUAAUUCCCAAUUAAACAUUUAUAUGAAGGAGAUUGUUUCUCCUCCCCCUCAAAGACCUGUUUGAAGCUGGGGUUGCUGGUGGCCGUAGGGGACGUGGGGUCUCCAGGGAGGGGCGCAGGGGGUGGGGCUGGCAGUGGGGCGAUCCCCUCUGUGCCUGGGCCCUGACCAGCUCCUCCUGCCCCCUCCACCUCAUGCCGAGUCCCGCAGAGGUUCCGCUGCUGACCGGUCAGGACACCUGCCGUGGUCCCGGCUCCUGUGUCGCUGCCCAGCUGGUCUCGAGAGACUCCGCUCAUCUAAGGGCGAGCUAUCCGGACCCUCUGGACUGGGGAGUUGGUGUUAUUUUGAAGCAGGGCUUGUGGACUGGCAUGGAUCACGAGGAGCACCAUUACUUUAUGAACCUCUCGGAAAGAAAAAGUGCUGCCUGUGAACCCAGGAGCCGGUGCCUGCGGGUACAGCCCGAGCUUACAUUCACCAGGCGCUCUCCGGACCUCUCUGACGCGGGUGUGCACAGCGGGUGCUUGUGCAAGCGGAAAAAGAGAGGAGACGGAGACGGUCGGGCUCAGGAGGCCCUGGGGUCCUCGUGCCAGGAAGGGCGCUCCCAACCACUUCCCACCCUGAGCCUUCAGGCCCCUGUUUUCCACACGGAAUGGUCCCGGGUCCCCGGGAGGGUGGGCAACGCCGCGCUCUGGAGAAGAUUCACCCCUGCUGUGCCCAGCUUGACGCUGGUGCUUCUAGAAAGGCAGCAGACGUCCGGGACAGCGGUCAGACGGUGGCCGGGACUUGAGCUCCUUCCUCAGAUGGCCGUCCUGAGCUUAGUCCCCCGACAGCCAGGCUUCGCCACGCUGCCUCCCUGAUGGAAUGGGACGCUCCCCGGGGACCCCAGCUGUCCCGUGUCCCGCCCUGCCCCCCUUCCUUGGACACACACUGAGGUGGUUCUGCGUGGACCCCUGCAGGUGGCACAGCCUCGUGGUGAAGGGGUGUCCCCACCAACACCGCCCUGUGAGUGGCCUCUGACCCUCUGGCCACACCUGCGUUCCUGGGGCUCCUCAGGGUUCCUGAGUCACUCGCCCGACUCACAGAGCCCGGAAUGCUCUCUGCUCAGUGACGGUUUUCUAAUAAAGGACGCAGACCAGGACCAGCCAAACGAGAUGCCUGGGUGAGCCCCGAGCUGCUAGGCUGGCCCCUCGUGGCUCAAGACGGCCCCCUCCUGGCCCAGCCCUGCAUCCUGCCCGGAAGCCCACCGGAGCGAUUAUCACGUGGCCUGACGGCCAGAUCUGGGCCACGCAGCUGAGUUAGGCUCCAGCCCCCUCCCUCCCCUCCACGCUUGAUCUGUCUGGUGUCGAGCCCCCCACCCCCUCCAAAGCCACUCAUCAACAUGAGCUCAGGUGCGGCUCUGGGUCUGGGGUCUGGGGAGUACAGACCACCACCCCCAGGGCUCCAGGAAGG
This is a messenger RNA of Bubalus bubalis (water buffalo), 1754 nucleotides long. RefSeq lists its product as uncharacterized. The record is from RefSeq and is a predicted model, not a curated record. The coding region runs from base 500 to 1162 and encodes 220 amino acids. The transcript has 2 exons. Lineage: Eukaryota; Metazoa; Chordata; Mammalia; Artiodactyla; Bovidae.